GAAGGAACUAGUGGAUUAGAUCCAGGGUAAGGGGGUUUAGGAGAAGUUGGUCUGAGACCAAGGCUAGAAUUUCUUCGCGGUGACGGCGUCCGUGUCCUAAGGAGGACCAUGUCAUUAGACUUUGGCAGCAUGGCACUACCGACACAGAACGAAGAUGAAGAAUAUGACAAAGAAGACUAUGAGAGGGAGAAAGAGUUGCAGCAGCUUCUCACAGACCUUCCUCAUGAUAUGCUGGAUGAUGAUGACCUUUCCUCCCCCGACCUCCACUAUUUGGACUGCAGCGAGGAUGACGCAGAGGAAGAACCACACCAUCCUGAGCAAUCGGAGAUGAACUGGCAUGAACAUCAAGUGCUACCCAAAUCUCAAAGUGACUAUAAAGAAAUUCAGGGUUUCUUCGUUGGAGAAAAUUGUGGUAAUGGCUGGGAAGAAAAUCCAAGUAAAACUGAAGACCGACACCCUGGGUACCAUCCUGAAGAAGGUAGAGAUGAAGGUGGAAGUGGCUACAGUCCUCCAAGUAAAUGUGAACAGACUGAUUUAUAUCACCUUCCUGAAAACUUUAGACCAUACACCAGUGGUCAGAAGCAGGAAUUUAAUAGCCAGCCGACCAAUGUGAUUAAAUUUUCAGAUCCCCAGAGGAACCAUUUUCAGCCAUUUGGUUCAUCACAAAGUCCCAGUUGUCAAGCUUUGGAAUCAUAUAAAGUGACAUACAAACCUUAUCAGUCUUCGGCCCAGAAUAACAGUGCACCAGCCCAAGAGAUAGCAGGAAGUGACACAUUCGAAGGCCUGCAACAACAAUUUUUAGGAGCUAAUGAAACAGAUUCUGCAGAAAACAUGCAAAUUAUUCAACUUCAGAUUCUUAACAAAGCAAAAGAGAGACAACUAGAAAAGUUUGUUGAAAAGUUAAAUGAAAGUGAACGUCAAAUUCGGUAUCUGAAUCACCAGCUUCUGAUAAUCAAAGAUGAAAAGGAUGGUUUGACCCUCAGCCUUCAAGAAUCGCAGAAACUCUUUCGGAAUGGAAAAGAAAGAGAGAUGCAACUUGAGGCACAAAUACAAGCCCUAGAGGCCCAAAUACAAGCUUUAAAAGUCAAUGAAGAACAGAUAAUCAAGAAGUGCAGAACCACUGAGAUGGCUCUGGAAAGCUUGAAGCAGCAACUGGUGGACCUUCAUCAUUCCGAGUCACUUCAACGAGCUAGAGAGCAGCAUGAGAGCAUUGUUACGGGGCUCACAAAAAAGUACGAAGAGCAAGUGUUGUCCUUGCAAAAGAAUUUGGAUGCUACGACUACUGCACUGAAAGAACAGGAAGACACUUGCUCUCAUUUGAAAGAUCAUGUGAAACAACUGGAAAGGAAUCAUGAAGUGGUCAAGUUAGAAAAGAAUGAGAUCAUUAACAAGUUGACCAGAAGCCUAGAGGAGGCUCAAAAGCAGUGUGCCCACUUGUUACAGUCCGGCUCGAUCCAGGAGGCGGCCCAGCUCCAGCUCCAGCUGCAGCAAGCACAGAAGGCACAUGCCAUGAGCGAAAACAUGAACCAGGCUUUACACGAAGAACUAACUGAACUCAAAGAUGAAAUUUCUCUCUAUGAAUCUGCUGCAAAACUAGGAGUAUUUCCAAGCGACUCAGAGGGAGAAUUAAAUAUAGAACUCUCUGAAUCAUAUGUGGAUUUGGGUAUCAAAAAAGGCAACUGGAAAAAAUCCAAAGUUAACAGCAUUUUUCAGCAAGAAGACCCGAAUCAGGAGCUUUCAAAUGAUGAGUUCAUUCUGAAGUUAAAAGCAGAAAUGCAGCGUUUGCUGAGUAGCAACUCAAUAAAGCGUCAUCUGGUAUCUCAGUUGCAAAAUGAUCUCAAAGACUGCCGUAAGAAAAUUGAAGAUCUCCAACAAGGGAGGAAGGAUGAAAAAAGCAUGGAGGCUGAGGCUAAGACAGAUACCUCAGAAAAACCAACUAAUCAGCUACAGCCUGACUCUUCAACAUCUCACGUGAUUGCAGACAUACUGCAACUUAAAAAUGAAAUCCAGGCUUUGCAGCAACAAAAUCAGGAACUUAAAGAAACUGAAGAAAAACUGAGAAAUACAAAUCGAGACUUAUGUAAUCAAAUGAGACAAAUGGUACAGGAUUUUGACCGUGACAAACAAGAAGCUGUGGACAGGUGUGAGAGGACUUACCAGCAGCACCAUGAAGCAAUGAAAGCCCAAAUACGUGAAAGUCUAUUGGCAAAGCAUGCUUUGGACAAACAGCAGCUCAUUGAGACUUAUGAGAGGACUCACUCGCAACUUAGGUCUGACUUGGAUAAGAUGAAUAAGGAGGUGACUGCUGUGCAGGAAUGCUACCUAGAAGUGUGCAGAGAGAAGGAUAAUCUAGAAUCGACUCUCAGGAAGACCUUGGAAAAGGAGCAGCAGGCUCAGGAGAAGAGACAGCUAUUGGAAGAAAGAGAAGAUUAUGUAAGCAAACUGCAGGUUGGAAUUGAAGAAAACUACCGAGAUACUCUUGUGAUGGAAAAGAACAAGUGGCUAAAAGAACAGGAAACUAAUAUUAAACAGCAAGUUGAAAAUGAAGUGAUGUUAGCGAAAGCACACUGGGAUAAGGAACAGAAAGAGAUCAAACAAAACCUCAUUCAACAGCUUGAAAAGGAGUGGCAGUCAAAGCUGGAUCAAACUAUAAAGGAGAUGAAAAAGAAGACCUCGGAUUAUGGCAGCCAGACGGACCAAGUAACCACCACUGAUGUUAUUUCCAAGAAAGAGAUGGCAAUCAUGAUGGAAGAGCAGAAGCAAAAGAUCCAGCAAAACUUAGAACAAGAGAAGCAAAUAGCUAUCAAAGGGGCUUUGAAGAAACUUGAAACUGAAUUGGAACUUAAAUAUUGUGAAAAUAUUGCCAAGCAGGUAGAAAUAGCUGUGCAGAACGCUCGUCAUCGAUGGCUGGAAGAGCUGCCUGACCUUGCAGAGUAUCAGGCACGCAUGAGAGCAGAACAGAAGAAGUGGGAGGAGCAACAGGAGGUCUCUGUGGCCAAGCGGAUAUUGUUUGCUGUUUCUGAAGCUAAAGAGAAAUGGAAAAGCGAGCUUGAAAAUAUGAAGAAAAAUGUAAUACCUGGAAAGGAAUUGGAAGAGAAGAUUCAGUCUCUUCAGAGGGAACUAGAGUUAAAGAAUGAGGAGGUCCCUGUGAUCAUCAGGGCUGAGCUGGCUAAGGCUUGGAGUGAAUGGAAUAAAGAAAAGCAAGAAGAAAUCCACAAAAUUCAAGAACAAAAUGAGCAAGAUUACCGGCAAUUUUUAGAUGAUCAUCGAAACAAAAUUAAUGAGGUGCUUGCAAUAGCUAAAGAAGACUUUAUGAAACAAAAAACUGAACUGCUUCUCCAGAAGGAGACAGAAUUACAGACAUGUCUAGACCAGAAUCGUAGAGAGUGGACUAUGCAGGAAGCUAAGAGGAUCCAACUGGAAAUCUGUCAGUAUGAGGAAGACAUCCUAACAAUACUUGGGUUUCUCUUAUGGGAUAUCCCAAAGGAGCACAUCACUGGUUUGGGGGACAAACAGCUUUUGGAAAUGAUGUCGAUUUGUUCUUCAAAAUGGGUGUCUGUCCAAUAUUUUGAAAAACUAAAGGCCUGCAUUCAGAAGGCAUUUCAAGAUACACUUUAUCUGCUUAUAGAAAAUGCUGACUCAGAUAGGGAAAAGAGAAAUAUGACCAAGAUCUCUAAGGAUCCUGCCAGCCAGGCCACUGGCAGAGGAGACUCUGGAGUCCCGGCAUCCCUUCCUGCAGCACCCACUUCUGGACACCAUGCUCAGCCCUUGUUCUUGCAAGAAAUAGAAGCCAAAGCUGAUAAAAAGAUCCUUGAAAUUAAAGAUUUAUGCUGUAGACACUGCUUCCAAGAACUUGAAAUGGCAAAGCAGGAAUGUCAAGAUCUGAAAAGAAAACUGGAGAAAUGCUGUAGGCAUCUUCAGCACUUAGAAAGGAAGCACAAGGCUGUAGUGGAAAAGAUUGGAGAAGAGAAUAGUAAAGUGGUUGAAGAAUUAAUAGAAGAAAACAAUGACAUGAAGAAUAAAUUGGAAGAACUGCGAACACUUUGUAAAACACCACCCAGGUCGUUGUCAGAAGGAGCCAUUGAAAAUGCUUGCAUGCCAUGCAGUGGGGAGGCCUUGGAAGAACUUCGUGGGCAGUAUAUUAAAGCUGUAAAAAGAAUUAAACGUGAUAUGCUUCAUUACAUUCAAGAGAGUAAGGAAAGGGCUGCAGAAAUGGUAAAAGCAGAGGUAUUGCGAGAACGUGAAGAAACUGCCCGAAAGAUGCGCAAAUAUUAUUUGAUCUGCCUCCAACAGAUUUUGCAAGAUAAUGGAAAAGGAGAAGGGGCCGAGAAAAAGAUUAUAAAUGCUGCUAGCAAACUCGCUACAAUGGCAAAAUUGCUGGAGACACCUAUUUCUAAUAGAUCCCAGAGUAAAACUGCACAAUCAGUAGCACUGCCCCUGACUUCAGAGAUGCUGGCUGGAGUUGAAAAAUCAAAAAGAAAUAAUACGAAUCAGAAUAUAUCACGUUACAAUGAAGGCAAAUCAAGUGGUGCAAAAACUGUCCCCGGAAGCGCGUGCGAACAAGUUCCUAAGCGGAAGUCUGCUCGUAACUUACGAAGGCUGUUAGAGAAUGCAGAGUAUGGGGAUGUAAAGCAUGUGGGUUCCAAAAAGUCCCAGUCUGACUUUCAGUUUGGGGAUAGUAGUUGUAAGCACCUAAACAUUUUGCCAAGGAAUGUUUCUUCUGAGUUUUUUCCUUGCCAAGGUGAAGGAAGCUUUGGUUUACACAAGAAGAAAGACCUAGUGAGUGAUCCUGGUUCUGAGUCACCUCUGCAUUCAGCCGCAUACCCCUUUCUUGGGACCGUUGGAAAAAAAACCUCACCUGGAUGUACCCUGGGUCUUUCUAAGUCAGGAUCCACACAUAUAACCUCUCGAGAUCUUAAUGAGAGACCUGGUCUAAAAGUAUAUCCAUGUGAUCCACAAGUGGAAAAAGAAAAUGCAACAUCUGAGAAAAGUCAAGGUUUGGGUGUUCAGGAAACUCCAGUAAAGGAUGGAGGGGACCUUAGUGACUCCCCGGACUGGCCUUCCAGCAAUGCAACUCUACUCUGUGACAGUCAUGAAGCGUCAUUUGUGCAUGGUAGGCCACAAGGACCUCUGGACAUACUAGGUGACUCUGUUGAUUUCAAACAGUUUGCAGUAACCAAUUGUGUUUCAGAUACAGAGAAAAAUAAUAUGAAUUGUCAAACGAUGAAAUGUCAGCGUGAUCAAACUCCAAACCUAUCAGGAGGAACCACUAAUUCCCAGCCAGGGAAGAUCAGUGCGACUCUUGGACACUCAUCUCAUCAUAGGACAAAUACGUUAAAGUCAGAUUUCAAAAAACUGAACAGUGCGGUGCCAUCUUUAGUGUGUCGGCAGUCUUCAAGAAAGUUGAUUGCUCCCCUACCCAGUCAACAAGAUAGUGGCUUUGAUAGCCCAUUUGUCAAUCUGGGUUAAUUGUUGUACAGUAUUUAUGAAGAAUCAUUAAUAUAUAGACAUGAAAACUGGAAGGGAGGACUUCAUACUGAAAAUAUGGGUUCUGCCUAUUUCGAGAUGUUUUAAUAACAUCUAUCCUAUGAGUAAAGUAUUCUCAUGAAAUUACUUGAGGUAUUUAUGUUGCCUUAAUCUUCUAAAGGCCUAUGGUGUAUGUGUAAUAUGCUUCCGUGUGGUGCUUGUAUUUGUUGCUAAACCAUCUAUUUUUAUACUUAUAAAUUGGUUCUCUUUUCAGUGUUAAAUUAUUUAAAUAAACUUGGCAUA
Molecule: messenger RNA, 5769 nt
Organism: Nycticebus coucang (slow loris)
Lineage: Eukaryota; Metazoa; Chordata; Mammalia; Primates; Lorisidae
Gene: CEP152
Product: centrosomal protein 152
Exons: 28
Coding region: 109-5469 (1786 amino acids)
Biological process (GO): centriole replication
Cellular component (GO): centrosome
Source: RefSeq, a predicted model, not a curated record